Molecule: messenger RNA, 525 nt
Organism: Penaeus monodon (black tiger shrimp)
Lineage: Eukaryota; Metazoa; Arthropoda; Malacostraca; Decapoda; Penaeidae
Exons: 4
Coding region: 52-525 (157 amino acids)
Source: RefSeq, a predicted model, not a curated record
CAAUCACGAAGGGGAAAUAAUGAAUACAAGAAUAAAAAUACAGGGACACGAAUGGAGGCAAUAGUUGCCAUAGACUUCCAGACGACCCGACUCUUAAGAAGCUUGGACGCAGCAACAAGCAGUCAGACAGUUGCCGGCGGAGAGGCUCCUUCAAGUGUGGGGUUUCCAAAAACUCUUUUUGUCGCCGAGAGCUUUGUGAUCCCCAGACCCAAAGGCGAGGAUGUUCCUCCACGUGGGACCGCAGACUCUGCUUGUGCGCGCGCUCCUGGUCGCUGCCUGGGGCUUCCUGCUCUCGGCUCCUCGCGUCGUCAGCGGGCGCAGUGUCGUCCACAAACCCAAAGCCAUCACUCUCUCUCUGGGCAAAGGGCCUCAGUAGGGAGGCCGGGACCCUGGGCCUGUUCCUUGCCAAUGUGCCUGGAGGAUUACAACCGUGGGCCCUUCGUGAGGCCUGACACAAGCCUCAAGCCUCAAGCCUCAAGCCUCAAGCCUCAAGCCUCAAGCCUCAAGCCUCACCUCCGACAUUGA